Messenger RNA from Selaginella moellendorffii, 1125 nucleotides. RefSeq lists its product as uncharacterized. NCBI's taxonomy places the organism in Eukaryota, Viridiplantae, Streptophyta, Lycopodiopsida, Selaginellales, Selaginellaceae. The record is from RefSeq and is a predicted model, not a curated record. Bases 1 to 381 code for a protein of 126 amino acids. The transcript has 3 exons.
AUGGCGCAAAUUUAUUCGUUGUGUUCCCGCGCAAAAGUUUGCCCUACAAUCCCUUCUCUCCGCCAAGGCGAGGAGGCAAGCGAUCGAGGCGCUGAUCGUGCAGCCGAUGAGGGGAUUUCGCCGGGUUUCAGCGUCGAUGCGGCAGUGAUCGCCACCGCGGGCUACAAUGCGGAAGAGCUCAAGAAGCUGUGCAACGACUCGGCAGGUUUGCGCGCUAUAGAUAGGAACAAUUUGGAAGCGCAUGGGGGAAGCCUCCGCCAAGGGGUCCAUGGGGCCGAUCUGGAAGAUUUCAUGGAGGCGCGCUUCAAAGGGUGCCUUCUGAGAAGAAAUACCGAGAAUCGGCUGGGAUUCGAUCUACGGGCCUACAAAUCUUCGCAAUGAGAUUGUAUCCUUUUUCUACACAGGAAACUUUCCAGGUGGCUUAUAUCUAUGUCUCGACUCUUAAGGUUAAUUGUUUAUUGCUUCCAUCUUUCAGUGGACGAACAAAAUUUCGUGACUUGGCAAUAGGCACGCAAAUUUGUCAUAGAGCCGUCACGCAUUGGAACACCUUCGAUUGUUAUCGACGCUUGCAACUCUGGCUAAACGCUUCCCCAAUUUCUCGCGCGCCGUCUCGAAGUGACGCUGGCAGAUUUCAGCAGUGCUCAACCUGAAAGAAACACACAGGAGUUUUCCCAUCAACUUCCAAGAAGCAAAACCGGGGAACUCACGAGCUCGGAGAGAUGACUCCCGCUCAAGCCUUCGAGCUGAGCUGAUUUUGCGAGCUUGGCCAGAUCAACUCCAGCUGCCAAAAGCCUCUUAAGCGUGAGAAGGCUUUCCUUCGUCCAGGACGGCUUGGCCACCAUGUCCGAAUACCUCUUCCCGAUGAAGAGGCUCGCGUGUCCACAGUGAAAGCUCCACUGCCUCAAUCCUUGAAAAGCACAUAGAGCAAAAAAGGUUAGAUACAAACUCUAAUUGGUAUAGAGUAGAGAAGUCCUGUUCGACAAUCACAUCAUUCAACUCUUGCAAACCGUCCAUCUCCACCAAAAAUCGGUUCACAACACGAUCAGUCCCUCGUUUUGAACACAAAGAAUCCUCCUGGAUAAACGUUUGCUUGAGCGUCGGAACAAACGAAACUGGAGGCUUACC